GGCGCGCGGGCCGUGAAUACGGGAUGAGGCCGCGGGCCUUGUCAUGCGGGCCCGGCGGGCGGCGGGGAGCGGCGCGCGGGCCGCAAGAUGGCGACUGCCAUGUACCUGGAGCACUACCUGGACAGUAUUGAGAAUCUGCCAUGCGAGCUGCAGAGGAAUUUCCAGCUGAUGCGGGAGCUGGAUCAGAGAACAGAAGACAAGAAAGCAGAGAUCGACAGCCUGGCAGCAGCAUACAUUGAGUCUGUGAAGAACAUGUUGCCUGAGGAGAGAGUGGAGCACCUGAGGAAGAUCCAGAGUGCCUACAGCAAGUGUAAAGAGUACAGUGAUGACAAAGUGCAGCUGGCCAUGCAGACCUAUGAGAUGGUGGAUAAGCACAUCCGCCGGCUGGAUGCAGACUUGGCACGGUUUGAAGCUGAUCUCAAAGAUAAACUGGAAGGCAGCAACUUUGAAACCCCUGGAUCCCGAAGCCUGAAAAAGGGACGAAGUCAGAAAGACAAAAGGAGCUCUCGUGGUCGAGGCAGGAGAACAUCUGAAGAAGAUACACCAAAGAAAAAGAAGCUCAAAGGAGGGUCUGAGUUUGCUGAUACCAUUCUGUCAGUGCAUCCCUCAGAUGUCCUGGAUAUGCCGGUGGAUCCCAAUGAGCCCACCUACUGCCUGUGUCACCAGGUGUCCUAUGGGGAGAUGAUUGGCUGUGACAACCCAGAUUGUCCAAUUGAGUGGUUCCACUUUGCGUGUGUGGACCUGACCACCAAACCAAAAGGGAAAUGGUUUUGUCCUCGUUGUGUUCAGGAAAGAAAGAAAAAGAAGUAAGGAGUAGAGAGGGAUACACUGCCUAGGCAAGAAGAAUUUAAUAUAUUCCUUCAUUCAUGUUGCAAUAUUUCCUUUGAUUAUUUUUUGUUAAUCUAUCCUCCAUCUUUUUCCGGUAUGAUAUUUAAUUAUCCAGUGGCCAGUUGAAAUUCCUGUUCUUUCCUAAGACUUUGGGAGGGAGUCCAAAAUCCCUUUGCCACGGAGAUUCUAUUGAUGUUAGUCUUGCACAAUGAUACUGAGGGAGGGUGUUGCCUUUUCUGGCUGUUUCCAUUUCCCUGCAGAUACUUUUAAGUACAUCACUGUGAAGAUGAAACCUACAGUAUUCUUGGAGAGAGAGAGAGAAGGUCAGAUUUAUUCACAAAAUAAGAUGAAGGCCUGAAUUGUUAGCUGUGAUUGCCUGUGUGGCACAUGGGUAAAUCAGGAAAUCGGGUUUUAGGGAAAGGCACCAUGAAGACACUGUUUGUUCCCAUGAUGGUGUGGCUCUGCUGUUGAAGAAGGCCAUUCAGAAAUGUUCUAAUGUAACUUCUUGUCUUUUUUUUUAAUGGGCCACAAAUUCUUGACUUCUCUAGCUGCCUUUCAGAUGAUGAAUGUGAAUCCUUGCAUUAGCACAGUGUCAGUGGCUGCAGCAGAAGGGAGAGAGGAAAUCAGGAGCUGGAAAGCAAAAGUCUGUUUUUUCCUUCUGGAGAGAUAACAGUGGAUGCAGAAGUUGAGGGAAGAGCAAAGUCUUGCCUUUGUAUCUGUCUUCUGCAUCAUAAAGCUUACCUGCCUUCAAGGAAAGAUGUAGUGGGGAAAGGUGUUCCAGGUUUCCAUCCUGCUGGUGGAAGAAGGAAAAAAAAGCCCCAAAGUCAUGAACUUUGCUGGCUCUGGUCCCUAGUGGGUGUUGGUGGCAGCUCUGUGCAGGGCUGUGUGCUGCUUUCCAAUACCAGUGUGCAGGAGCUCUUGGUACAGACUGCUGGAAAGGCAUAAAGAAACUCCCAGAUAAACUUUUCUUCUGCUGAAUAAACAGCACAGAAGAUUAAAAACACUUCUACUCAGAUUCUGGCACCUGCUUUCAAAAGAAAAAUGGCUUUUCCUGUUACACUGAGCCUCUUACUCAUGUUUUGCAAUGAAGGAAAAUAGAACACAGCUCCUGCCACCUCUCCUUCCCUUUGUGGGGCUUUGUGCCUGCUGCUGACACAGAAGAAACCUCUCAAUUGUGAUGCAGCUUUUCUGUGAACAUUGAUUUAUGGCAGGGAAAAAGGAUGGAUUUUAGGAAAAAAUCCCUGUAUUCAGGGUCCUGUAAUUUCCAGUGUGAUGUUGCAGGUGUCUUUACUUCAUUGCAUCACUGGGAGUUGAAGUUCCCAUAGUUCUGUGCAUGAAAAUGCACAUUUGUCAUUGCUGCCACAGAAUGGCACAUGGACAGCAGGCAGGGAUAUUAAAGCCAGAGUGCUGGAUGGAAGGAGGAGGAACAGCACACAAACCUGGAGUAGAGCAAACCCUCUUCUCUUCUUCUUCCUGCCUCUUCAUGAGAGCAAAUUUGUGAUACCUCAUGAGCCAGCCUGGCAUCCAGUCCCCAGAGGGUGGGAGCUGCUCCUCCUUCACCCACUGCACUGGUCUGAGCUGGAGCGUUGCUGUGUCCUGACAACCCAUGUUGAUGCUGUUCCAGGUUUUGUUUUCCCCUUCUACCCAAUGGUUUUGUAGACAACUUUUCUUCCUGUUGUUCCUAAGGCUUUGUUAGUACUGGUAUUUGAUUUGAAACAAUCUCAAAUUUCCACUCUGGUGAUCUUGCUGGAAACAUGCCUUGAGGGAAGAGAGCAGGUCUGGGUGAGCCAGUGUGGAGCUGACUUCCCUCAGCUCCAAAAUUCUGGUCAGGUAGGAUAACAAAACACACUUUUAGAAGUACUUUUGGGGCUUUGAAGAGCGUUUUCCACUUGAACCAGCAAAGCAAAAAGGAAAACAAGCUCUGGAAGGUCCUCAAAAGGAAGGAUAAUUUGCUAGGAAUGAUGAAUAGUGUGGGGUGCAACAGUCUCCUCUUCUUUACAACGUCUGUGAUGUGUACAGCAUCUGAGAUCUGAUACCAGCAAUAAACUCUCCCACUGGGAACAUGCCAGUUCAGGGCUUGGAUGGGCUCAGGAGCAUCUCCUGCCCUCUUACACCUGGUCAUAGAGACUUUUUACAAAUCUGUAGACAGAAAUACCAGCAGCCUUCAUUUUUGCAUACUAAAGGAUUUAAAUCUUCUGACUUUUGAAUGUACAGUGUUAAAUGUUUCCUGGAGAGGGGUGAUCCCUUAAGGAAUGCCCUACUAAACAUUGCCCAAAAGCCCUGCCAGGGGCCCAGCUUUACUGCAGCUCAUCCAAACUGGUGGUCGAAACCAACUUUCACCCUUUUACCGAAACAAGGGGGGGGGGGGGGGAAACAAAAUUAAGGAAUGUAAAGUUAAAAAAAAAAAUAUAUAAGAAAUGUAUAUCUGUAUUUUUGGAUCUUGGAGAUGUUGGAUUAUAUUAUAAAUAAAGUAUUUUUGGGAA
Molecule: messenger RNA, 3311 nt
Organism: Pseudopodoces humilis (Tibetan ground-tit)
Lineage: Eukaryota; Metazoa; Chordata; Aves; Passeriformes; Paridae
Gene: ING5
Product: inhibitor of growth family member 5
Biological process (GO): regulation of DNA-templated transcription; positive regulation of apoptotic signaling pathway
Cellular component (GO): nucleus
Molecular function (GO): chromatin binding
Source: RefSeq, a predicted model, not a curated record